AUGGCUGAAGAACUGGAAUGGGCGAUAGCCGAAGGGCAGCGUCUGAAGGCACUCCACACAUACGCACACCAUGACACCGCCAACCAGCAACCACUUAUCAUGAUCGCACUGAACAUGCCUGAGGGGCGAGAGAGAACCAGUGCGUCGCCUCCAGUUGAUUGGUCGAGAAGAGGGGGCGGCCCUUCAUUCAACCCAUUUUACUGUUCACAUCUCCAACUUCUACUUUGCAACUUUUUCUAA
This is a messenger RNA of Bursaphelenchus okinawaensis, 240 nucleotides long. The record is from the annotation of a GenBank genome assembly. Lineage: Eukaryota; Metazoa; Nematoda; Chromadorea; Rhabditida; Aphelenchoididae.